Messenger RNA from Orycteropus afer afer, 954 nucleotides. Its product is annotated as olfactory receptor 56A4. Gene Ontology annotation, biological process: G protein-coupled receptor signaling pathway. Gene Ontology annotation, cellular component: membrane. Gene Ontology annotation, molecular function: olfactory receptor activity. Lineage: Eukaryota; Metazoa; Chordata; Mammalia; Tubulidentata; Orycteropodidae. The record is from RefSeq and is a predicted model, not a curated record.
AGGAUACGGCACAUGGCAUCACUGAACAACUCCUCCACAGCUUCAAUCACCGAAUUCCUCUUCGUCUGCUUCCCUAACUUCCAGAGUUGGCAGCAAUGGUUGUCCCUGCCCCUCAGUCUGCUCUUCUUCUUGGCCAUGGGGGCGAAUGCCACCCUCCUGAUCACCACCCGGCUGGAGGCCUCCCUGCACGAGCCCAUGUACUACCUGCUCAGCCUCCUCUCCCUGCUGGACAUUGUGCUCUGCCUCACUGUCAUCCCCAAGCUCUUGGACAUUUUCUGGUUUGACAAUAAGUCUAUCAGUUUCCCUGCCUGCUUUCUCCAGAUGUUCAUUAUGAACAGUUUCUUGACCAUGGAAUCUUGCACAUUUAUGGUCAUGGCCUGUGACCGCUACGUAGCCAUCUGCCAUCCCCUGCGAUAUCCAUCCAUCAUCACUGACCAGUUUGUGGCUAGGGCUGCCAUCUUCAUUGUGGCACGAAAUGGCUUUCUUACUAUGCCUAUCCCCAUACUUUCUUCCCAACUCAGAUACUGUGCAAAAAACAUUAUCAAGAACUGCAUCUGUACCAAUAUGUCUGUAUCUAAACUUUCCUGUGAUGAUGCCACCUUCAAUCAACUUUAUCAGUUUGUGGUAGGUUGGACCCUCCUGGGCUCUGACCUCAUCCUUAUUCUUCUCUCCUAUUCCUUUAUCUUGAAAGCUGUGCUUAGAUUCAGGGCUGAGGGAGCUAUGGCCAAAUCUCUAGGCACUUGUGGUUCCCACUUCAUCCUCAUCCUUUUCUUCAGCACAGUCUUACUGGUUUUGGUCAUCACUAACCUGGCCAGAAAGAGUAUUCCCCCAAAUGUCCCCAUUCUGCUCAACAUUCUGCACCAUCUCAUACCUCCAGCUCUGAAUCCCAUUAUUUAUGGUGUGAGAACCAAGGAGAUCAAGCAGGGAAUCCAAAAAUUGCUAAGAAGUUUGUAA